Mesorhabditis belari is the source of this 363-nucleotide messenger RNA. The record is from the annotation of a GenBank genome assembly. Lineage: Eukaryota; Metazoa; Nematoda; Chromadorea; Rhabditida; Rhabditidae.
AUGCCUGAUACGAACAUUACGGGUGUAAACUUUCGACAACAGAAUCAGGGAAGAUGCAAUAAACUAGCAACUUUCCCAGGACUUGGUGGAACACUUGAUUGGAAACCGUCACAAGAAGGCUAUGUGUUAGCUGCUCAAAAUGCUGGCAAUUUGUUGAUGCUUUUGACGGGAAUGUGGGCAGAUCGAUUGAAUGGGAAAUGGAUGGUGAUGACGAGUUUGGUUCUUUGUGUAUCAGCAAAUGCCAUUCUUCCAAUGGUUUCUCCGGUUUCUCUUUGGCUGACCGUUUUGUGUCGAAUGGCUGUUGGAGCUGCUGAUGCCUGUUUGAUACCCGCUGCUACUUCACUUGGAAUGAAUGGAAUGACU